AUGGACCGCGGCCAUAAUGCAAACGCACCGCCGCAAGAGCGGUUCUUUGACUGGACGAUUGAGCGCAAAGAGCUAGCGCCGGACGGAAUUCCGCGUCUCAUGUACACCAUCAAUGGAGCCUUCCCUGGCCCAAUAAUACAAGCAAAUGAGGGCGACACUGUUUCAGUCCGUGUGAAAAACGCCAUCUUUGACGACUAUACGCUCCCCAAGCCGCCCAUGUCGUCCCAAAUGGGCCGCGUGAUGCCAAACGGCACGGAAACGCAAGUCGCUUUUCACUGGCACGGCCUGUCUAUGCGUGGAUCGCAAAUCAUGGACGGUGCGCCUGGCUUUACUUCUUUUGCCAUUUCGCGUGGCGAAGAGCACUUGUAUCGAUUCCGGAUUCACAAAGAGGAUGUCGGGACCCAUUGGUACCAUUCGCAUGCCGGCGCUUCUCGCGCAGACGGGCUGUGGGGUAUGCUCAUUGUUCAUGCACGCGAGUAUGAACCAAAGCUUUUGCAGCGUAUAGCACAGAAUGCGUCGGUGCCGCUGCACUGGGACGAAGAGGUGGCCGUUGCCGUCGGCGACCAUUUCCACGAGCUGGGGCCUGUCUUCUUUUCGUACUACAUUUCGCGUUGGCUGCAAAAGGCUGAGCCCGUCCCUGCGAGCGGACUUAUUAACGGCCGAAGCCGCUUUAGCUGCGAGCAUAGCCGGCUUACGCAGGUGCCAUGCCCCGCGGAUCCACUUGGCGCCGAGUCUGUGGGCGAAUAUACUAUCUUUACGCUCCAGCAAGACCGUCGCUAUCGACUUCGCAUUGCCAAUGUCGGUUCCUUAGCCGAUGAGACUUUUUCUGUCGAUGGACAUACCCUGACGGUGAUAGAGGCAGACGGCACGCUGGUGCAACCUAUCACAGUGCACCGACUUCCCAUUGCGCCUGGCCAACGCUACUCGGUGCUCCUCAACCGUGUGAAUUCGGUCGACCGGGCGUGGAUGCGCGCUGAAAUGUCUGCCGAGUGCUUUCAGUACAUGAACCCGGUGAUGAAUUUGGUGACAAAAGCAAUUAUUGCUUACCAGUCAGUGCCGUCCGCGCGGGAUACAGUCGGUGGGUGGCUCUCUCCGCUUCGCCGCGGCGUGCAAGGACGCGAUGCGAUGGCCCUGCAUGUAGCACGAAACCAAGAGACACGACGCAGCGUUGAUGCGGUAUUGCUUCCUCAAUCAAGCGCAUGGAGCCCCAACGUGACUGAUGCACCAAUCCCGAUUGAGCCGUGUCAUGACCUCGAGCCAGGAGCGCUGGUGCCACUGGUGCCUGACCCAGCUCCCGAACUGCAUCUCGCACAUGGAGACGUGCGAGAAACAGUGUACGUCACGGUACCUGCCCUGGAAAAGUGGCAUAUCGUGCCGAUGGCAUACAUGAAUCAGUCAACGUGGCGCUCCAAUGCCGCAGGCCACCAACGAGCGCCACUAUUGCAUCGCAUUGCGCAUGCAAACACGACGGACCCCGCCGAAUGGCGCGCGCAGGAUGUAGUUUUCGAGGAACACGAGCUUGUUGUGAGUCCACACCCUAGCAAGCCCGUCGUGUUCGAGCUGGUGAUCAACAACCAGGAUGACUCCCCACAUCCAUUCCACCUGCAUGGCCACAAGUUCUGGGUCAUGGAGACCGAUGAGGUCGAUCCCGCUUUUGGUGGCUACAAUCUGUACGAGGACGUGGGCCAGGUGUAUGAUCUACAGCGAACUAUGAAGCGCGACACGGUCCUCGUACCGACCUUGGGCCAUGCCGUGAUUCGCUGGAAAGCGGACAACCCGGGUGUUUGGGCAUUCCACUGCCAUAUGCUCGUUCACUUGCUCAGCGGCAUGGCUAUGGCCAUUGCCGAGCAGCCAGCACUGCUGCAGGCUGCGCCACCUGUGCCGCCCAUGUACAGGUAA
Messenger RNA from Malassezia vespertilionis, 1899 nucleotides. RefSeq names its product L-ascorbate oxidase. Bases 1 to 1899 code for a protein of 632 amino acids. The transcript has a single exon. Gene Ontology annotation, molecular function: copper ion binding; oxidoreductase activity. Lineage: Eukaryota; Fungi; Basidiomycota; Malasseziomycetes; Malasseziales; Malasseziaceae. The record is from RefSeq and is a predicted model, not a curated record.